Messenger RNA from Nymphalis io (European peacock), 2225 nucleotides. RefSeq lists its product as uncharacterized. The coding region runs from base 136 to 810 and encodes 224 amino acids. The record is from RefSeq and is a predicted model, not a curated record. Lineage: Eukaryota; Metazoa; Arthropoda; Insecta; Lepidoptera; Nymphalidae. The transcript has 3 exons.
UUUAUUAUUCUGGAAGUGUCAAGACAAUUCGUAUUGUUUUUGUAUUACUACUGUAUAGGUAUUUGAUUGCGCUUUACAAAUUACAUCUCUGAGAGUUAAUAAUAACGAAAAAAGAAGAGAGAAAACUGAUAAAAGAUGGAUAUCUAUGGAUACCCUCCGUAUCAAUAUAAUCAACCAGAUGAACUGGCCAAACAAAUGUUUGCUCAGCAAGCUCUUGCCUCAUCAGCUGGAUAUAACCGUGAGACUCCUGGACCACAUCUCAUGCCUGUGCCUACUGGAGCUCCGUGGAAUGUUCAAAGUCUACCCUGGAGUUUGCACUCUCCUCCGAAUCUAGUACAAUUUACAGCGCAGACCCCUGAAGAUGCGAAAAUCGCACCAGUGGUACACUGUAAAAGAAAGAGCUUAGAUGUUGAACCAGUAAUUCCAACAAAGCAAUUUAUAACGGAGGAAAAAAUGGCUGCACAUUUAAGUGGUCUCCAUAUAUCAUCCAAUUACACACAACAUUCACUGGCCUCUGAAGAUGUAAUGGAAUUGAGUGUGGAGCCAAAUGUAAUAAACAUUAGUGAGAAAUUGAAAGGUCAUACAAUAGUAUUGUCAGAAGAUUUAAAAAAAAUACAAGAAGAACCCAUUAUACCCACCUCACUUAUUGAAAGAUUACAAAAGCCUCAAAUGUCCUUAGUGGUAUGGAAACCUAGAGAUAAUAUCCUAAAUAACAUCAAAGAAGAGAAAGAAACAUCUGAUGAAGAUACGCCAAAAAAAAGAAAUGGUGUUCUUGUUGCGGAACAUUCGAGAAUAGACAUGGAAAUGUAACUUUUCCUAUGACGUAUUGUACAACUGCAUCAUUAAGAUUGUAAAGGUGAUGGGAAUGGUAUUUUCAUGAGUAUGAAUACAAUCAAAAAGCUCUAUCUAGCUUGUAAUUUAAAUAUAUAAAGUAGAACCUCGUUAAGUUGAGAAGUGAGACUCGAAAUAAAUCGAAUUAUUAAGAUUCAACUUAGAAAGAUUUAUUGUAAAUUUUCUAGUAGCAGAUUUUUUUUAUUCUAUCCUAUAUGAUGUUGAGAUACAGACGGUGACAUGAAUAAAAAAUGAUAAUUUCUCUAGACUUGGGCAUGUGGUGUCUUAUUCUAUGCACACUCAUAAAAAUAUGUCAGUAAAAUUUUCUAAAAUACUUGGUUUGUUAAAUGUUUCUUUGAGCUGUGUAGAUAUAGCAAAUAGAUCAAUAAUAUUGCUCGAGAUAUAGUGGUUCCUUUUUUUUCGAGUUAUAUUGUACAUUUGUAUUAAAAUACCUUAUAGAAAAACACCGAUUAUUUUGACUUGAGGGCUCAAAUUUUGAACGAUGUAGGCUUGAAGGGCUUUAAAGUUGUGAAUGUUUUCGACGUAUUAAACUUAGCUAGGUUCUAAUGUAAUUUUUUUUUAUGUGAGAAGUAAGGGGGCAAACGAGCAGGAGGCUCACCUGAUGGAAAGUGACUCCCUCUGCCCAUGGACAACUGCAACACCCGAGAGCUUGUAGGUGCGUUGCCGGCCUUUAACAAAUGAGUACGCUCUUCUCUUGAAGAUUUCUAUGUCAUAUCGCUUUGGAAAAGUCGCCGGUGAAAGCUGGUUCCACCGAGUGGUUGUGCAAGUAAUAUUAUAUACCCAAAAUUUAUACCUGUUGUCUUUACAAUCUUUUAAUAUAUUUACAGAGACACCGCUGUAUAACUAUUUUCUUUUUAUAGAAAGAGAAUUUGUAUAGAUGUCGACGUAGAAUUUGACAUUUCUUUCUCUUUUUUUGUAUCUGUCACUUUUAUCAACUGACUCGUUUCGUGUGCUUUAUGUAUAUUUUUAUGGAAAACAUUAUUUUGUAUUCAUAGCACAAGAAGAUGAAAACAGCAUUAUUGUAACUGUUUUCUUGAUAUAACUCAUAAGUAAAUAAGAAUCAUGUUUUAUGUAAUUAACAAGAUUGUCGCUGUAAACAUUUUAACGGAUACUAUUAUGCUAUCGAAAUAAUAAUAGAAUUAUAAAAAAGACGAUUUUUUUUACUAUCAAGUGAUUUGUUUUUCCGGCUUGUCUACUAUCGUUUCUAUUUUUAUCUCGGCAGCGAAAUAGGUCUACGGUUUUUAUUCAAUAUUUUGUUUUAAUUUUUCUAUAAAUAAGAUUUUAAUAUAAAUUAAUUUUAAGCUCUGUAAUGUUUUUAUCUUGUUAAUAUUACAUUUUAUAUUGUAUUCAUUAGGUAUGUAGAAGUGUUCUAA